Hippocampus comes (tiger tail seahorse) is the source of this 1389-nucleotide messenger RNA. RefSeq lists its product as uncharacterized. Gene Ontology annotation, molecular function: nucleic acid binding. Gene Ontology annotation, biological process: DNA integration. The record is from RefSeq and is a predicted model, not a curated record. Lineage: Eukaryota; Metazoa; Chordata; Actinopteri; Syngnathiformes; Syngnathidae.
AUGAGUAGUGGACAUAGCAGCGGCCACUUCCGCCACUUCAUCGAGGGCGUUCGAGUCAUCGUCUUCACUGACCACAAGCCAUUGCUCUUAGAGAUCAACGUGAUCCAGUUCCCCGACGCCCUCAAUUUCGAUGCGAUGACAGAGGCUCAGGCGCGUGAGGGUCUGGCUUACCGAUUCAGCAAUCCCGAUGUCAUCUCGUGCCCGUCCCCAAUCCGACCGAACCCUCCUCUGUGUCCAGACCGAUGGUGUCGCCCGACCAUUGGGCCCGACUCCCUUCAACGCAAGGGCUUCGAUUCCCUGUACGGACUCUCUCACCCAGGAAUAUGCGGCACGACGAAGCUGAUGGCGAAACGUUUCUCCUGGAAGGGUCUGCAGAAAGAUGUCCAACAGUGGGUCAGCAGCUGCCUCCGGUGCCAACGUUCCAAGGUGCACCAGCACACGAAGUCACCUGUUGGUACCUUCGACAUGCCCGAUUCUCGUAUUAGCCAUGUCCGCAUUGACCUGUUCGGACCCCUUCUACCGUGCCGUGGUUGCCACGACCUCCUGACCUGCACUGAUCGCUUCACCCGAUGGUGCGAGGUGAUCCCUCUUCAUGACAGCAGUACAGAGUCCGUCGUGCUGGCCUUCCUCCAACACUGGGUCACUCGCUUUGGUUCACUGGGUCGCAUCACCACCGAUCGUGGAGCCCAGUUCGAGUCGAGCCUCUUCCGCCAGCUCUGCACCUUCCUCGGUUGCAAACGUCGUCGGACUACUGCCUACCACCCUGCUAUCAACGGAAUGGUCGAGCGCCUUCAUCGCCAACUGAAGGCCUCUCUGAUGUCCUCCGACAAUGCCGAGCACUGGGUUGACAACCUGCCACUCGUCCUGCUUGGUAUUCGCUCCACGCCAGACAUCGCCUCGUGUCCGGCGGAGCUUGUAUACGGCGCGACGCUGAGACUGCCUGGUGAGUUUUUCAACGCAACUGAGCCAACGACAGGUGCCGUCAACGACCUGCUUCUCCACUUAGUUUGUGCAAAGCCAGCAGCCCACGCCGCCACGAAAGCAGAAGCGAAACCUGCAGCUACCACCUGCAAGAGGGCUGCCCAGGUGAAGGAGGAGGCCGUGGCCCGCGUUGUUCAAGGCGGGGGAGACCCCGAGUGCUGGCAACUGGUGCUCAGUGAGACUACGCUCCAGUUUGGCCAAAAGAGUAACAACGGCAACAUGUCGCAGCCGCCCCUGGGAACUAAUAAAGAUGCCCUGGCGAUCUGCGCGCACCUCUUCCCAGAGAUGACCGCUGUCAUGCAGCACCGGCUGAUGGUCAUGGGAGCACCGUUGGCUUCCACUUUGUCUGCCACCAGCACUGCUGUCACAUCGCCCGCUCCUGCAGGGCGUUCUGCCUCCGUGGUCUGA